Messenger RNA from Vigna radiata var. radiata (mung bean), 3094 nucleotides. RefSeq lists its product as uncharacterized. Lineage: Eukaryota; Viridiplantae; Streptophyta; Magnoliopsida; Fabales; Fabaceae. The coding region runs from base 321 to 2897 and encodes 858 amino acids. The transcript has 9 exons. The record is from RefSeq and is a predicted model, not a curated record.
CUCUCUCUGUUCCAGUCUCUCACUGUGACUUUGAAAAUUCUCUCUCUCUCUCUCUGAUUUUUUUUUUUUUGAGAUUAGGUUACUUUUUCUUUACUUCGAAAUCGAAGGCGGAACUUCUCAGGCUAAGUAAUACUGACGAGGAGGAGGACGAUGAUGAUAUCAGGGAGAGGAAUUAUAAUGGCAAAAGUGAUUCAAAUCCAUGGAAAUGUAAGGCCUGUUUCUGAGUAACUUUGAUUUCUCCACCUGAUAUGCAAGUUUUAGUGCAUUUGGGUCAGAUGGAUUGAAAAGAUCUAUGUGCUUGUUAUGAAACUAAAUUAGAAAUGGCGGUUGCGGGUGUGCAUAAUGUGACUGCGCUCGAAUCUACUUUCCUGAGGGAAUCCCUUUCUCAGUCACCUGGGAGGCAAGGAGAUGGAGGGAGGGGAGGCACACGGUCGUCUUCGGUCAUGCAAAUGUGGAGAGAGAUUGAGGAUGAGCAGGCAGUAAGACCAGUUCAAGGAAGACCUGGGGAGGUUUUACUUCAACAAACGAGUGAUGAGGUGGUUGUGGACUCCUCGCAGGAAAAUAUGCCAUAUAGCAACCAGAGAGAAGGACGUGUAAUAGAGGAUGCAGGUUUGGGAGAGAAUGAUUCUGAGACCUGGUCACAAAGUCAGAAUGAGUUCCAUGACGAACAAGAGGAAUUGAAUAAUUCUAGCCACGAAAACUCUGAUUUUGGAGAAGUUGAAAGGGAAAGAGUGAGGCAAAUAUUCAGGGAGUGGAUGAAUAGUGGUUCCAGGGAUCGUGCAUCAAAUAAUUCCCAAGGAAACAGAGGAGAAUGGCGCGGGGAAAAUGAGCAGGAAAGGGACGGGGAAACGGAUCAGGAACGAGUGUGUAUCAUAAGGGAGUGGGUGCAGACGAGUAGCCCACAGAGAGGUGCUUCUUCUGGGGAAAAUAGGGAAGAACAAUCUUCUGAAACUGGUACCCAAAUUGAAUGUGUUCGUGAUGGAUUUGUUAAUCAGAACGACGGUCAAGCUGAGCAUACACGGAGGGGAAUCCGUAAAUUAUGUGGCCGACAGGUGCUGCUUGAUAUGCUUAAGAAGGCCCAGAUGGAAAGACAAAGAGAAGUUCAGGAAUUAUUGGACCAUCGGGUUGUAUCCCAUUUCCCCCAUCGUAAUCGUAUUCAGGCCUUGCUUAGAGGCAGGUUCUUGAGAAAUGAUAGAUCGAUUGGUAAUAACAGGUCCACUUCCAUUGCAGAAAGUGAAUUAGGCUUAUUGAGACAGAAGCAGACUGUAUCAGGUCUAAGAGAAGGAUUCUUUUCCAGAAAGGACAGUUUUGGUUGCAGUCAAGCAACCAGUAACCUAUCUGAUACCUCUUCCGAGAGUGAUAUUGAUGUUAAUGCAAUUGAACAAACUGGAGCUAGCAGUUCACAAGCCGUCCCAACUGUACAUUCUGAACAAUCCCGGCCUAUUAACAAUGGAAGUGACGGACUUGAGAUACCAUGUGAUCAGAUUUGUUCACAAGGAACCCCUUGUGAGAAAUUAGACUGGCAAGGCUCUGCCGCUCAUAUAGAAAAAAAUGAUCGGGAAUCAUCUUCCAGUAUGAGAGUUGAAAGAGGAGAUGACACUGGACAAACUGUUGCUAUGAUGUCAGCUGAAGAUUCUUCUAAUGACCUUUCCCAACAAAGCUUGCAAAUUGAAGAUAUAGAGGAUGACAACAUACAAGAGUUAAGCGAGGUACCUACUGAGCAAUCUCAGUGGGGAGAUAUAACUAAUGACGAAAGCAAUUUAUCAAAUCAGGAUGAUCGUGUAUAUAGCAAUAUCGUUGGUGAUGUAGAUUUGAUUGAAUCUAUUGCUCUGGAAGUAGAACAUCAGGAAGAAGUUAUUAUUGAAAACGACAGAAGUGACUGGCAUCAAAGUGUGGAUGUUCAUCAGCUCAGUAAUACAACAAAUGAGUGGCCCCAAAACAUAAUGGGUAGCGAAGAUGGAGAAAAUUCUCGUAUGCAAGAGCAAGAAGCCCCUGAAGCGUGGCAAGAGGAUGGUGGCUUUCAAGAGGCUGUGGAAAUUUGGUUAGGAGGACCUUCUGAUAAUGAAGUAGCUCCAGUUGGUAGAAUUCAUGGGUUUUAUUUUCCCGAAGAUGACAAUGUGUAUAGCGUUGAACUCAGGGAAUUGCUAAGUAGGAGAAGUGUCUCAAACCUCCUUCGCAGCAGUUUUCGUGAAAGUCUUGACCAGUUGAUACAGUCGUAUGUUGAAAGGCAAGGUCACGCUCAUGUUGAAUGGGAACUGCAAGAAACAACCCCUUCUUCUCCCUUGGCAGAACAAGACUCUGGACAAGAAACUAGGGAUCCAGUUACUGGUCCUCAGGGUACUGUUAAUAGCUCACUUGACCACCGUCCCUUGCCACCAACACCUCCGCCUCAGCCUUUAUGGGAUCGGCACUCUCGCCAUGACAAUUGGUCACAGAGUGACAUAAAUAAUCAGCGCCUAGGAAUUGUGCGUUCAUUUGCGGGACAUAACUGCUUUUCUUUAGCUGAUGAGUGGGAUAUUGUUAAUGACUUAAGAAUUGACAUGGUUAGGCUACAGCAAAGGAUGAAUAAUAUGCAAAGAAUGCUGGAAGCCUGUAUGGAUAUGCAGCUUGAGUUACAACGCUCAAUAAGACAAGAAGUCUCUGCAGCCUUAAAUCGCUCAACUGGUUCAUCAGGAACACAUGACCGUGUUUCACCUGACGAUAAAUCUAAAUGGGAAUGUGUGAGGAAAGGAGUUUGUUGUAUAUGCUGUGAAAGCAAUAUUGAUUCUUUGUUGUACAGAUGUGGACAUAUGUGCACAUGUUCAAAAUGUGCAAAUGAUUUGCACCAAAGUAAAAGAAAGUGUCCAAUGUGUCAAGCACCAGUGGUGGAAGUGAUACGUGCUUAUUCUAUACAAUAGUUUUGACAUUAUAGGGUCACAUACAGAAUACAGGUCGUAACAGUUUCUUUCUCCUGGCGUUUCCAGGUACUUCUUUUUUAAUAAUUUUUUGUUCAUUCCGUGAUUACUGUAUUUAUGUGAGUGUACCAAUGAAAACCUGAUGGCUCUUCCGAUUGCCAUGAUUCUGAAAUGAAUAAAAGUAUUUUAUUUGAGAUUCC